Molecule: messenger RNA, 6129 nt
Organism: Synchiropus splendidus (mandarinfish)
Lineage: Eukaryota; Metazoa; Chordata; Actinopteri; Syngnathiformes; Callionymidae
Product: THAP domain-containing protein 6-like
Exons: 9
Coding region: 142-993 (283 amino acids)
Source: RefSeq, a predicted model, not a curated record
UGGACCUCCAACAACCCAUCGGCCGACCAGCCAGAGGGCAUGUGAUGGUCAGGUGUGGUGCCUCACCGAGUGAGCAAGGCAACGCGGCAGAGCAGAAUGACUCGCUGUCCUCAUCUGCUGUAGAGCGGUCGACUGCUCCAAAUGCCGGAGGGCAAGAUCGACUGGCGCCUUACCACGACCGAAGCGCGAGAUCUCGCGGGACCAGGUGCCGCGGGGCGGAGACAGGCUGAUGACGAAGGCGGACGCUUUACCACCCAGCGGAGGGAUGUUUUUUCAGGGCCGCCAUCUUGGUACAGGGACAGCAGCCAACAGAUAACUGACACAACUGGAGAAAGAUGCCUGACUCCUGUGCUGCUGUUGGAUGCUCCAGUGAGCGAAACGCCGAAACCAAAUCCCGUGGAAUCACUUUUCACAGACAUGACUCUGAGGACACAAUGGGAGCGGGCAGUGAAACGGAGCGGCUUUGUGGCCUCUGCUGUGCUCUGCAGUGAGCACUUCAAAGCAGAUGACUUUGACAGGACGGGGCAGACCGUCAGGCUUAGACAUGGAGUCACACCUUCUGUCUUCUCGUUCGCAUCUCAUUUACAAAAGCAGGUACAACCAAGGACCACACGAAAUUCGAGGAAAAUUGAAGAGAGCCCAGCAGUGGACCAGCCUAAAGCUAUACGUGAAGCUAAACCUCAAUCCAAUGUUAUGCCCAUUCCCGAGGCGGCAACCGUGGGAUUGAUGGAUAAGAUAAAGAAUGACCACAGCUAUGCUUUACCUGCUUCUCCUGUUGCUCUAAAGGCCAAACUUAAUGCAGCUCUUGCUAGAGUGGAGAGUCUCGAGCACGCGAGGAGGAACUGCAUGAUCCGGGAACGGAGGGCAAAGAAAAACCUGGAUGCUCUCCUUGAGGAGCUGAGGGAGACGAGCCUCAUCAAUGCAGAGUUGAGACAGAGGCUUGAAGGCGACUCAGGUCCCUGUUUGUCUUUGUCGCCUGAAUUGUCACCUUGAUGCUGAUGACUCCUGGGAUGCUUCAAGGCCUGUGGGGCCUGGACAACAACAACCCAUCUGCCGACCAGCCAGAGGCCAUGUGAUGGUCAGGUGUGGUCCCUCACCAAGUGAGCAAGGCUGUAGAGCUGUCCACUGCUGCAAAUGCUGGGGAGCUUUCGUGGUCGUGCUUCCGUCAGGAUUUGUGUUCAGCAGGUUCUGAGAAGGCUCUUGUGCCAUUUGUUUGUAUCAGCCUGGUAAAGGGUCUACCUCAUGUGAUGAGAAAAUAAUUGUAUUUUCUGGAAAAUAAUGGCAGCCUGAUGAUUCCAUCAGAUGCCAAUGUGAAGGUCCCAAUGUGGGAAAGCACACAAGGUGUCAGUGGCGACACGUGUCCAGAAAGAGGACGGUGCAGAGGCUGCGUUAUUGCUCAGGGAACAAGGUUUUGUCAAGUUGGACUGCACCACAUUGCAGUAAUUGUUAUAGAGGGAUGGAUGGCAACCCUGUAUGUUACUGAGGGAUUCAGGAUGUUCUGCGGGUUAUCUUUGAUGUUAUAGGAUACACAAUGUUUUGAGCAUCAGAAAUGUUUCCAUCUCAUCUCAAUGAUUCCUGUUUUACCACCUUGUAGGACAGGAAAAAUGAUGUCAUUCUUGCAACAAGUGCAGAUCCACACAAUUCAAGCUCACAUUUUAAGGUGCAAUUUUAUUCAUUGACAUAACUUGUAACAACGUGGUGUUGCAGUUGCUCUUUACAUUUUAAGUAUUUCCUGCUGCAAUUCAAAUAUAUAUAGAUAUUUUUUUUUAAGUUAAACUGGCAUUUUGACAGCUGAGAGGUAUUUAUGAAACAAAGCCACUGUGGUGUCCGACAGUCUCAGGCAGUCAGUGUACGGAGGUUGGACAUGACAUUGGUCAAGAGAUUUGGGUUCUUUACAUGAAUGUAGUAAACUCCAGCUCCUCCCAGCAUGGUGGUCAGACUGAGCUUGAUCAGGCGACCUGUCAGAGAUGGCUUUUCUUCUUCCACCUGUGAGAGGAAAUACAUUAAAUAAGUAAAAUGUUUCUCCGCCCAUGGUGCCACCAUGUAGACUGAGGCUCUUCAUCACGGAUACUUGACACGAGUGGCAUCGAUGCAUCAUGUGUAAUAGGUUCUUGAAACUUCUGAAUAAAGAAAAGAAUAACUACAAUAAUAACUAUUAAGUUAAGGUUAGUUUUCGAACAGUGGUGAGGCUUUCGUCAUUGCUUUUGUGCGAUUGAGGGACAUUUCUAAACCAAGAACUUCUCGCCAUACUAACAGAGGCUUGCUUUAAAAUAAGGACAAUCCUUCAAAAUAAGAUAAAUUCAACUGAAGUGGCCUUUUUGCACCUGAUGAACCACAAACUUUCUCCUAUUUAACUUAAUUUAAGGAGAUGAAUGAGAAACAAGGAUAUAGAUGUGAGACCUUUCUUGUCUUCAGUGCCUGGUACAUGCGGUCAAACUGGGUGAAGAUGGCUCUGCGGGCGCCGUCCCAUUUCCCAGGUCCCAUCAAGCGGUACUGGUAUGCUGUUACGGGUCCCCACAGAACUCUCUUGAACAGCUGGUAGUCGGUGAAGAAGAGCCAGGGCAGGCUGGGACGCGCACCGAUCUCUCCAGCAAGCUCAUCCAUGUAGGAAACAAAGUCCACUUGCAGAGGGGUCAGCUUUGACACGAUAUAGCUGUGGAGGAAACAUCAUCAGUUUAAAUAUGGUUUUGUACAUUUUUAGUAGCAAUGAUGAACGUUGAGGAGCGAUAAAGUUUGGAGCAAAUUACUGAUUCUCGAUGUCUUUGGUGUCGUGUUCCACAGCCUUGAUCAUGGCGCUGUUUGAGGGCAACUUCUUCAGACCUGAAGAUGAAAAAAAAAUAAAGGAGAUUAUUUCAAAGACAACUGUUGGACAAAUUAAUAAAAGCCGGUUUUCCAUGUUAAACUCAUUUUUGCGUUUUUCAGUUGUGCUUUACCCUCACGAGGUUAUGAACUCUUUCCCUCCUCAACUAUUCUAUUACCAACAUCAACACCAUAUCUGGUCCAAGAAACAAAAAAAUCUAUUGAACUAGGAACGCAUUGAGAGAACACAACUCCAAUGAGGAAUUUCUCACUUCGCAUCAGCCUGACUACCUGAUCACCACUGACGUUGGUGGAACAUCAUUGUUGCCAAGCUCCAGUGAUCUUGUCCAGCAAUAUUGAAUGAAUAACAACACAUUUUGGCACCAUAGUCACAUGGAAGUUUAUUUAUUGUAGUUUGAUGGAAUGCUGUGUUUUAGGUUGUUCAUUCCAGAUUCUGAUCUUUGAGCUUUUUUGAACAUUACCUGAAAUUUGAAUUGAAAUUCUUGGAAUUAUUUUGGUCGACAGAUGGAGAGAUAAACAAUGUUGGUCACACUGCCAUCAUUGGUGGCUAUGUCAUCACCAUUAGAUAAUGGCAGUCGAGGUGUUCAGUACAUAAAGAGAUUAUUUUUCUGACAAAACACGUGUUCUUUGUGGGCCCAAAGUUGUUAUGGAGCAAAUGGCUGAUUCUCACCUUUGAAGACCAGUGACACCCAGCGGGCUUGCAUUUCUGCCUGAGGCAUGAUGGCGCCGAGGGCAUGGAUGAAUCCAACCACGGCCAGAGUGGGAUGCUCCAUGUUUGGGGGGAACACGUGCUUGUACAGACCCACUCGGUGGCCAGUCUUGUACAUGGCGUCUUUCGGCAGGUAGGGGAAGUCAUAGUUGUAGCCCGUGGGAAAAACCAAAGUGUCCACCUGCAACCAGGGCAUGUUGCUAACAUCUGCCUUCAAGUGAAGUCACACAACUUUCUACUGACCUUUUCCACGAUGGUGCCAUCGUCAAACACCACAGUGGAGCCUCGGAUCUCUUUCACAUUGGGUUUGACAACGACAGACCCGGACAGGAUCUUCAUUGGCAGGUCGUCGUUGAUCACAGGGAUCUGACUGAAGAGCCUGUGAGUAUGGAGUUAAGUCAGGAUAGCUUAAAACUGCAUGGUUCUGAGAAAACAUGAUGUCAUUCUGGUCGAUUCUGAGCAAUCGAUAGUCAGGCCUCUCACCUGUGCUUUGGUUUGAGAGCAUACAUGGUGUGGUCGUACAUGGCAUUCAGUUUAUUUUCUCCAAACCAGUUGAAGAACACCAUUGGAAACAGCUGGAACAAGAUGUGUACAAAUCGGGUGUUGUACUUCAUGUCCACUGGCAGGCCGUUGUCAGAGACCUGGCGGAUGACCCAGGCUCCACGCCGGGUGCUCAGGUACACCUGCAGAUAUAGUAAUAAUGCAUAUUUUUCCUCCCAGAAGGAAUAACAAAACAUAAUACCACGUGAACUAAAGAAGAACCAAGCUUUGAAUUAACCUGAUCUGCAACCCUGCUGGUUUCCACAGCAAUGUCACCCCCUGAGUUUCCAAUGCCGAUGACCACCACACGUUUCCCAUGCAUGUCCUCAGGUCCCUUGUAGUCCCAACUGUGGAGGUAUUUACCUUCAAAUGUCUCGAUUCCUGGAAACAGCAGUUGAACAUUUGUUCAAAUAUCCUGCUUUCUGUUACCAUGCUGUGCCUAGUGUCCACUUUUAUUCAUUCAUUUUUCAACAUGAUCUCUCAGCAUCAAUACUCUUGUCUCUCUAAUACUAUUUACCCCUUUCUUGACCUAAAAUACCUUAGUUUUUAUCGCCUACGAUGCACCUUUAAGUUAGCUUACACUCAUUUCCUCUUGAGAAACAUUGUCUUUUGCAAGGUCUGCAUCCAGUCCCUGAGCCUGAGAGGAGUGUGGUAGACGUGAUGGCUGUCCUGUGUCAGUGAACUGAGCCUCUCUCAAGUGGCAGUCGCUAUCAGUUGUUUGUAGAUUUUCAUAGGGUAGAAAACAGUGACUAUGGUGUAAAAUGUUCUUCUGUUGAUACCUGGGAAGUCCUUGAGUGGCAGGUUUGGAUAGGUGUAGUGACCGGAGCAGCAGAUGACUGCAUCAAAAACAUGCCUUUCCUCUUGUCCAUCUCUGUUCUCGGUCACAAUUUCCCACUGUCCAGUGCGAGUAAAAUCUGGCCUUUGCACGACUCGCUUCACAGAUGUCUUAAAAAAGAAAAAAAAAAAAGAUCAUCAAUAUAUUCCUCCUCAGAAGCGUCACAAGUCACUUUUAUUUAUUUUCACCUGGAAUCGAAUGUGCUCCAGCAGUUUGAAGUGUUCAGCGUACAUCCUGAAGUACGUUAGGAUUUUUGAGUGGUGCAUGUAGUUUGGAUAAUCAGCAGGGAUCGGGAAGUCACUGUAGCACAUCAUCUCUUUGGAGAUGUUGAUGGUGAGGGAGCGGUAGAUGCUGGCUCUGUUGGGCUCGGAGACCUCCUACAGGGCAUCAUAAGAAUCGACACACAGAAGUUUAGUUUGGCACAAACUUGAUAGAUAUAUUAACUGGUGCGUCAAAAGGCUGCAGUCCAAUAUAGGUAGGGGGCGCUACAUGCCUUGAACUUCCACAGCCCACCCAUGUCAUCACUGCUUUCGAAGCAGGUUGGCACCAUGCCCUCAUCCAGACAGGCCUUCAUGCUGGUCAGACCAGAUGGUCCGGCCCCGAUCACUGCCACCCUCUGAACCAUGUUGGAGAUGUUGCUGAAAAAAGUGUCAUAAAGUAAUCAAAAGUUAGAAUGUUUCAUGGCCUGCUGUUUCAUUCUUCACAUGGCCAUUGAGCAACCCCAAGCUACUUGAGACUGCACCAUGAGGUCAGUUUUAAAAUGAAAAUGUAAUUUUUUAAAAUUAAAUUUAAAUUGAAAGAUGAAAAUGAUCUCACUUCAUAUCAUUUCCUGCUCAACACCCUUUCAGCUGCACUUCUUUUGGCUUUUUUCAAAUUACCAUUUCAUUUCUAGUAUUCACACAAUACGCAUUUUUUUCUUCUUCUCCUUUUUUAAAUUUUAACAUCACAGCCAUUCCCAUCACUACGGGAUUUGGGAUAAACAUUUUUGAGCAGUCAUAUCAUAUUGAAAAACAAAAACCCAAGAAAAAAUGAAUGAAUUUAUUUGCGGCUGUGUUUGUUGCUUGAUGCCCAUAAAAUGGUCACUAUCUUAUUGCAUGAAUAAAAUUGAAGAUUGUCUGAUCUGUCUACUGUCAUUUUAGUCUCCAUAGGUAGAAGGUAGGACUUACCUUGACCCUUGCGUGUGGAAUGCGAGCGCCUGCUUGGUGGCAUAAGCGAAUGUCGAGCU